AUGCCUUCACAACGGAGAAAAGGCCAGAGCAAGGCCUCUGAGUCGAGUUCAGUUGCUUCUAAGUAUAUGCUCCCUUUAACAGAAAAUUUCGGCCCGGUAUUCUUCAAGAACCAAUUUCGAACCAAAAUCAAUCUUCCGACGAAAGAAAAGUAUCCAACCAUUGCAGAGAAAGGUUCAUGUGCAAUCAUCACGGGUUCCAACAUUGGAUUGGGGCUUGAGUCAUCCAAACAACUUCUGUCUCUUGGUCUAUCCCACUUGGUGAUGGCUGUACGAUCAAUCGAAAAGGGGAACACGGCUGCGAAGCAACUCCGUGCUGCAGCCGUUGCCAAUGCCAAUCCCUCCGCCAAGAUAGAUGUUUGGCAGCUUGAUAUGGAGUCCUACGAGUCCAUUCAGGCCUUUGCUCAAAAGUGCCAAGAGGACUUGACUCGGAUCGAUUUUGUCAUUCUUAAUGCCGGUUUGAGUCCAAUGACAUUCUCGACUAAUCCUUCAACUGGCCACGAGAAGACAAUACAGGUGAAUCACAUAAGCACUGUACUCUUGUCUAUUCUCCUUCUUCCAGUUCUCAAAAACAAGUCAAUGAGAAGAGAUCAGCCCGCACGACUUACCAUUGUCAAUUCGGUAACGGCUCAUUUAUGCAAGAUACCCAACAAGGAUAAACGCCCGUUUUUGUCCUCUUUUGACAACACAGCAAUAACACCCUGGGAUGCUGAAGAGAGAUACGGAGUCUCGAAAUUAAUCUGUCAGCUAUUGAUAGUCAGACUGGCGGAGCGUGUUGAUCCCGACCAAGUCAUCAUUAACAUGGUUGAUCCGGGACUCACAAAGGGUACCGGUCUAGCCCGUGAUGCCACGGGGGCUACUGGUGUUGCUGCAAAGAUGUUUUUUUCUAUUGCCGGAAGACCUGUGGAUAGAGGAGCAGCAACAUAUGUUGACGCUAUUAUGGGACAUGGCAAAGAAUCUCAUGGUUGUUUUCUGAUGAAUUGUCAGAUUGCUCCACUCUCUCGCUGGUUCUAUACUGAUGGUAAGGUUUUAACUGAUCCGAUUUGGACGGAGACACUCCAGGAACUUCGUUUUGCAAAUGUCGAGCAGAUCAUCGCUUCGAUGCGUCGCGAUUGA
Molecule: messenger RNA, 1113 nt
Organism: Talaromyces rugulosus
Lineage: Eukaryota; Fungi; Ascomycota; Eurotiomycetes; Eurotiales; Trichocomaceae
Exons: 2
Coding region: 1-1113 (370 amino acids)
Source: RefSeq, a predicted model, not a curated record